CAUAUUUUUCCUGUAGCAGUCUAAACCAUCACACAAAUAUGUAACUGCUAUUUUAAAUUCUCACAUCAAAUCCUCGGAAAUAACAUAAAAAUGGAAUGAAACGCCAUUUCCCAUGAUCCUUUUGAAUGGAGAGCUUUAAAUAGGCCAAACAUAACAGUCCCAGGAUUUCAGAAAACAUGAAAUUGUGUCAGUUUGACUUAUAGUUGUCGGUUUGUGCUGUUAUCAUGCGCAUAAAGGAUUAAUCAUUAAUGUGCGUCAAGAGCGUGAGUGAUCUUAAAGUUCACAGACAGGUACGGUGGCGUUUGUUCAUGCAGGUCUCAGUAAGCUGGAGUUGAUCUGAGAGAUGAAGCGUGUGAAGGCGGUCGUGGUCGGAGCAGGUGUGGUGGGUUUAUCCACAGCAGUGCGUGUCGCUGAGGCGCUUCCAUAUUGUUCCGUUACUGUUAUUGCUGAGAAGUUUUCACCGGAUACCACUGGUGAUGGAGCUGCUGGAAUCCUCUUGGCAAAAGAGUUUCCUGAUAUCCCUAUUGAACGGCAACGGCGCUGGUUCAAGGAGACAUUCGAUCAUCUUCUGGCCAUUGCAGAUUCCCCUCAAGCCGCAGAUGCUGGCGUGUACUUGAGCUCUGGGUACCAUGUUUUUAAGGAGAUUCCUUGCGAAAAAAAGCCAUACUGGUCAGAUUUUGUGUUUGGCUUCAGAUACAUGACUGAUCAUGAAAUGAAACGUUUCCCUAAUCAUAAGUUUGGUCAAGCGUUUACCACAUUAAAGUGUGAAUGCCUGAGCUACCUGCCAUGGCUAGAAAAAAGGUUUAGAGCGGUUGGAGGUCAGAUCAUAUAUGAAAAAGUGACUGAUCUUCAUAAACUGGCCCAGAAUUACGAUGCCAUCCUGAACUGCUCCGGCCUUGGCUCUCGUUUUUUGGUGAAGGAUGAGGAGGUCUAUCCGGUAAGAGGACAAAUGCUAAAGAUUAGUGCUCCCUGGCUGAAGAACUUUGUCCGAGAUGGAGAUGGCUUGACCUACAUCUACCCAGGCAUCAGGUACGUCAAUAUUGGAGGCACACGGCAGGCGGAUGACUGGCGGAUGGAGGUAGAUAAGGAGGACAGCAAGGGGAUCCUGGAGCGUUGCUGCCAGCUGGAGCCGUCUCUGCGGGCGUCUCAGGUGAUGGGCGAAUGGGUGGGCCUGCGGCCGACCAGGGCAAACCCGCGAGUGGAGCGUGAAUAUCUGCAUGUACAGGGCCGUCAGGUACCUUUGGUGCACAACUAUGGUCACGGCAGCUGCGGUGUUACUCUGAGCUGGGGAACUGCGCUGGACACGCUCGAUCUGCUGAGACAGAGUCUGUCUGAAAAACCACCUCAAGCCAGAUUGUGAAUCUGCUGUGUCGUAGUCUUAUAGUGAUGCUGCUUUACAUUGAUUUGCACUGACAGUUCUGCACGUGCCACUGAUGAGAAAUGACACUUUAAUUCAUUUUAGAUGUGUCAUUUGCAUGUAUAAUGUUUAAUGAUAAUUUCUACAUGCACUAAAUUGUAGGUUGUUUCAUUAUGGAAGUAGUUGGAAUAAUUUGUUUACAGAAUCUUUUUUCAGCCUCUGUUGCUUAAACGCAUGAGUACAUGAA
Messenger RNA from Labeo rohita (rohu), 1604 nucleotides. It is a transcript of the gene ddo, whose product is annotated as D-aspartate oxidase. Gene Ontology annotation, molecular function: FAD binding; D-amino-acid oxidase activity. Bases 344 to 1360 code for a protein of 338 amino acids. The record is from RefSeq and is a predicted model, not a curated record. The transcript has 5 exons. NCBI's taxonomy places the organism in Eukaryota, Metazoa, Chordata, Actinopteri, Cypriniformes, Cyprinidae.